This is a messenger RNA of Cadophora gregata, 2223 nucleotides long. RefSeq lists its product as uncharacterized. The transcript is spliced from 2 exons. Bases 1 to 2223 code for a protein of 740 amino acids. The record is from RefSeq and is a predicted model, not a curated record. NCBI's taxonomy places the organism in Eukaryota, Fungi, Ascomycota, Leotiomycetes, Helotiales, Ploettnerulaceae.
AUGACGAGCCUGUGCAAGGCAUGCAAAGUUCUCAGCUUCAACGACAGCCAUCAAGGAGGCUACGAGCAUGAGGACUCUUUUGGUAACAAAGUCUUGCGUCAUGCAUGGAAGUCUCAGCGGAUGUUCUUCUCUUUUGACGUUCAACUGGACUACGAACAUCAUGACCAGCUCCCGGACAUGCCACGAAUGGCCGCUUCUGCUGAAGCCGGAUGCCGAAUGUGCGGUCUUUUGAGAGCAGCAAUACUGGAAGAUCUUCGCAUUCGCGCCGAAUGGGAGCCCAUCACAGGGAGUGGGUGCAGCUUGAUUAUUAAAGAGCUGUCAUAUGAGUUCACAGAGAGUUUCAGGCUUCAUGAUGAUGUCGAUGAGCAUGAUUUGACGGAGCCAAAUCCUGGACGACUCGUAGAUGAUUGUACCGAGCAUCUGGUAGCUCUGUUCGCAGGCUUAAGAAUAUUUGCACCCAAUCAAUCCGAGCAUCGCCAUACGGUUAUUUUUAGAUCCGAAGCACUGUCCGGUAGCUGUGCCAGCUGGCUCAAUCUUCGCCCGACUCCUUGGCCAGAUGCUCUCUGUCCAGAGAAUAUUUCAAUGAUGAAAAGAGAGAUCAGCCAUUGUGUCAAGAAAUGUUCCCAUUCUAACAAUGGCGGCUUCAUACCAACCAGACUUGUUGACUUGAGGGUUCCAGAUGCUCCCUGCUUGAUUGAGAUGGGACGUCACAAUUCACGAAAGGACCUGCUUUGCGAAGACAUACGGUAUGCUGCGCUGAGUUAUUGCUGGGGUCCCCCAUUGGAAGCCAUUUCAAUGUUGAAGACAGAGAGAAAGUCGCUGCGAAACAGAAUUGCUGGAUUUGCACUGGUUGAAAUGCCACGCGUUUUCCAAGAUGCUAUUUCAGUGUGUCACAAGCUCUCUAUUCAUUUCUUGUGGAUAGAUGCACUCUGUAUUGUUCAGGAUGAUGAGAAGGAUUGGGAACAAGAAGCGCCUCUGAUGGGCGACGUUUAUGAAAGUGCUUUAGUGACAAUCAUUCCAGUCGCAGCUCACACGUGUCAUGACGGAUUUCUAAGUCGUCCUUACGAAAACGUUGUUAAGAUCCCUUUCCAAUCUACGAUACAGCCAGUGAUCCACGGCACCUUUGUCUUGCGACAUAUUCCACAAAGCGCUCAUAAUCACGGUAAUUUGUCCAUAGUUCAUGGUGUGCAAUAUAUGGAGAUCAUGAGGUCGACAUGGAACCAGCGAGGGUGGACCUGUCAAGAAGAAGCUAUGAGCUCUCGGUGUCUGUUUUUCGGACAGUCAUCGGUCUUCUAUCGCUGCGUCAGAUGGACAAGAUCGGAGAACGAUCCUCGUCGAUAUCGUUUGUCCGGCUCCUCAUUCCAGAAGAAUUUGAUCAUUGAAGGGACUGUUCUCGAGGAUUGGAGGUCCAUGGUGCAGCGGUAUUCAUCUCGGCGACUUACCUGCCCAACGGAUAAGCUGCCUGCUAUAUCAGGGCUGGCCCAACGAGUCUGUGAAGUGACAAAAGAUGAAUACAUUGCUGGGAUUUGGCGCAGCGAGUUGCACCGAUUUUUGUUGUGGAAUACCAGACCAAAAGGCUUUUGGGACAAUCUCCUCUCCAGUCUUAGAUCACCGCAUCCGUAUAUCGCUCCAUCAUGGAGCUGGGCAAGUCGAACGGAAUUCGUAGCUUUCCGUUGUGUAGGUCAAUUUGAUCUGCCAGCUUUUGAAGCGAAACUGGUGGAGGAACUCGAGGUACUCAAUGUAAUAACCAUUGUCCUAGGUCAUAAUCCCUUUGGAGAGGUCAGCAACGCCAUUCUAUCCAUAUCCGGGAGACUUGCACCCAUUUCUGCAGUAUCAGGUGCAAUUCAAAGAUCCAUCGACGGGGGAAGGAGAAUAGUAGACGGCUCAGAUGUCCUUGGGGUUAUGGACCUAGAUUGGAUCCUCGAGUUCGCGUUAGGGACCUGCAGGUUACUGAAACCUUCUAGCUCUGACUUGUUUAUGUUAUUGGUGGCAAGCUGGUGGUCGUGGAAAGAGGAGAGCGACACUCCUCGGUCCCCGUCUGAAGAUUCUGUUAGUAACAAUUGUGCUGCCGGCCUCAUCCUCUUACCGACCGGUGGCAACGAUAACGAGUAUUAUCGUGCAGGGAUUUUCUACCUCGGUCAAGGUGGAGAGUUUUCGUCGGAGCUACCUUGGGAGAACAGGUUGUUCAAAGAUCGGGAGGCGCAAACCAUUCAUCUCGUGUGA